CAUAAAGUGAUUUGAGUACGUGUCCGCGUUGAGUACCGUUCUGUCAUUGUAAACUAUAUGAUUGUUAACUAAACCCACAAACGUUACAACUUGGAAAAUACAUUUAUUGUGUAUAAAGUAUAAGUACGAUUGUGGAAAGCGCAGGCGGCAAACGGAGGCUGUUUUAUCGUAAGGAUCUAGCAGUGGUUGUAAACAGCUGUUCAAUCACAGAUGAUAAGGACAAUGACUCAAAACUGUACGGUGGAGGACCGACACUGAAUACUGGAGAGGAAAAAUGGUCCUGGUCUAGUUUUAGAUUGUUCAAUUGUUGUCAUUUGAAAAUUUUGCACGAACUGCAAACAUGGCUGCCAAAAUAAAUGGUGAAUUCGCUAUUAGCAAUGGUCAGUCAAAAAUCCAGACAAUCGGAGAACCGGUUAUAAAUACUGGAUGUAGUACAAUGACUGUUCAAACACCAAGAAAAAAUGAAGAUAAACCACUUUUGACAGGCUCGACUAUUAUGUAUAAUGAAAAUGGAAACAAUUCUCUUUCUCCAUCAUCCAAAACAACUACAGGGGUGGAUUUUCCUGGUAACUCAAAAAAUGAGUUCGCGGAAAAAGAUGGAGGUUUUAAUGGUAUAACAUCAGAUAACAAUCCAUUGUUAAAUCGACAGUUAGAAAAUCCAACAUCGAAUUUAGAUACAAUGAUACAUUUAUUAAAAGGCAAUAUUGGAACAGGAAUCUUAGCUAUGCCUGAUGCAUUUAGGAACUCUGGUUGGCUCGUGGGUUUGGUUUGUACUGCACUUUUAGGAGCUAUUUGUACACACUGUAUGCACAUGUUGGUACGAUGCUCCCACGAGUUAUGCAUUAGAACACAAACUCCGUCACUUUCGUUUCCUGAUGCUGCAGAAAUGGCUUUUGAAUAUGGACCCUCUAAAUUACAGAAGUAUUCAAAAAUUGCUAAUAAAAUAGUUAAUACGUUUUUAGUAUUAACACAAUUGGGAUUUUGUUGCGUGUAUUUCUUGUUUGUAGCCACAAACCUUCAGGAGGUUAUUGCACACUACUUCUUUUAUAUGCCAGUGCAUACUUAUUUAGUUUUACUCUUGGGGCCUAUGAUUCUUUUAAAUUGUGUAAAAAGUCUCAAAUACUUGACUCCUGCAUCUCUCCUUGCUACGAUCCUCACAACAGUUGGAUUAGGAAUCACGUUUUUCUACUUACUCCAAGGUCUCCCAAAAACAACAACCGUUAAAAUAUUCUCGUCUUGGCAUCAAUUACCUCUAUUUUUUGGUACUGCAGUGUAUGCUUUCGAAGGAAUCGGAAUGGUUUUGCCAUUAGAAAAUAAUAUGAAAAACCCAGAAGCUUUUGGAGGUUGGACAGGUGUGUUAAACACAGGUAUGGUUAUAGUAACCUGUCUCUAUACUUCCAUUGGAUUUUUUGGUUAUUUAAGAUAUGGUGACGAAGUUAAAUGUGGAAGUAUUACUUUAAAUCUACCCGCACAAGAUAUAUUGGCUCAAAGUGUACGGUUAGCAAUGGCGCUUGCAAUCUUUUUAUCUUACAGUCUCCAGUUCUAUGUUCCAAUGGGUGUUAUUUGGCCAGCUAUUAAAGGAUAUUUUCACUCUCAGGCUAGCCAAAAAAAUGCAGAAUUAUGUGUCCGCGUUUUUCUUGUCACUGUUACAUUUGCUUUAGCAGCAGCCAUUCCAAAUUUGUCAGCUAUUAUAUCACUAGUUGGAUCAUUCAGUAGUUCAGCUCUAGCAUUAAUAUUCCCUCCGAUUAUAGAACUCAUGACAUUUUGGGAACAAACCUCUGGCAAAGAGUUUACACUUAUGUUUAUUAAAGAUGUUAGUAUUAUUAUAAUCGGUUUGCUAGGCUUCGGAUUUGGGUCCUACACGAGUUUUUGGAAUAUUUUCCAACCCUUAAAUGCUUAAUUUUGACGUUGGUCAGAAUAGCACAACGAUUCUCACCAGUAUUUUAACUAUUGAUCUUUAAUAUUGAUUUGUCUUCCUAUAUCAGUUAUUUUAAUUAUGAUUAUAUUCUUCCUUAACUAUUUAGUAACAAUUAUGUUAAUUAUUUGCUUAAUUAAUUUGUAAUGAUACUAUAGCUGCUAAUUUUUAUUUUUUUUUUUUGAGAAUUACUUAUUUAUUUUCUAAAGAUUUGUAAGGAAAAAAAUCAAUAGAAUAUUGUCAUUUAUUUUUACGUACUAAACAUUAUAAUAUUACCGACUUUAAUAACUUCCAUAUUUUAAUUUUUUUAAUUUUUUUAUCAAAUAUUAAUUUAACUCAAUUUAUAAUUGUAAUUUUUCUUUUCGUCUAAAAAUACCAUAACAUUAUUAUCGUUUUAUAAACCAUGAAUAUUGUGAUUAUUACCAAAUAGAUGUUAGUAGUUUUUAUUAUUAAUUGACAUUAUUGUGAAUUAUAUAAGUAGGCUAUAUAUACAAUUGACGUGGAAAAAUACAUUCCUAAUAUUAUGAGUGAAAACCCUAGUAAUUAUUACCAUGUUAACCAAAUUAAGUAUAGAAAGGCAAUAAAAAAAAUAAGCAAACAAAUAAGUUUUACCUUAAUGCAUAGUUUAUACAAACUUAUAACAAGGCCUACUAAGCACUUACAAUAAGUUUUAAUAUUAGCACAAUUAAAUUAAAUUAACAUUAUGUUAUAUUUCUUUAAUCGCGAUGUCAAAAUGCUGUUACAGUACAUCUUAUCUGUUCUUUAAAAUAUCUUUUAGCGUAUUAUUAUAAUAGUAAUUGUUGUACAAUUUAAUACAAAUUAAAAUUACGUUAAUGU
This is a messenger RNA of Adelges cooleyi (spruce gall adelgid), 2752 nucleotides long. Its product is annotated as proton-coupled amino acid transporter-like protein CG1139. The coding region runs from base 341 to 1900 and encodes 519 amino acids. Lineage: Eukaryota; Metazoa; Arthropoda; Insecta; Hemiptera; Adelgidae. The transcript is spliced from 11 exons. Gene Ontology annotation, molecular function: amino acid transmembrane transporter activity. The record is from RefSeq and is a predicted model, not a curated record. Gene Ontology annotation, biological process: amino acid transmembrane transport. Gene Ontology annotation, cellular component: vacuolar membrane.